Messenger RNA from Lachancea dasiensis, 1482 nucleotides. The record is from the annotation of a GenBank genome assembly. NCBI's taxonomy places the organism in Eukaryota, Fungi, Ascomycota, Saccharomycetes, Saccharomycetales, Saccharomycetaceae.
AUGACGUCGGACAAACUAAUACACGCACGCAAUUUCUCUCACUUGUUUUCAGAUGAAGCACGUAGAAGAAAGCCAUCGCCCAUUAAGACAACUAUGGCGUAUUUCCAGGACCCCGAAGUAGUAUUUCUCGGUGCUGGAAUGCCACCGUCAGAGAUUUUCCCACUGAAGGCCAUGUCAAUUGAGGUACCCAGACCUCCUUUUGUUGGUGGGCUUGCUCGAUGUGAGGACACCAUGGUUGGCACACUUUCCAGAGAGCAAAAGGACUUGACUUUUGAUAAGGACGUGCCUUUGGCGCGCGCUUUGCAAUACGGCAAUUCACGCGGUCAAAGCGAACUGUUGAAUUUUUUGAAGGAGCACACCCGACUAUUCCACCACAUCCCAUACAAGGACUGGGACAUCAUUACUACGACAGGCUCGACGCAGAGCUGGGAUGCGUCGUUGCGCAUCUUUUGUAAUAAGGGCGAUACUGUGCUGCUGGAGGAAUAUACUUAUUCUUCCUCGGUGGAGGCUGCGGAAGCACAGGGACUCAACUGUGUUCCCAUGGCCAUGGAUGACGAAGGCAUAAUACCGGAGAAGUUGGAAAACCUCCUCGAGAACUGGACUGGCGUGUACCCGGGUACCCCUAUGCCUAAGCUCUUGUACACGAUCCCGACGGGUCAAAAUCCUACCGGCUGCACUCUGAGCGACAAUAGGAAGCCUUAUAUCUACAGUUUGGCUCAAAAGUACGAUAUGAUCAUUAUAGAGGAUGAACCUUAUUAUUUUUUGCAAAUGGAUCCAUAUUGCCCACAGGACCAACGCGAAGCAGCUACAAAUGCCGAAGCCAAAUCAAACGAAGCUUUUAUCAGGUCGCUGUCACGUUCUUUUCUGGAGCUAGAUAUAGAUGGAAGAGUUGUACGUCUAGACUCGGUGUCUAAAACUUUUGCGCCCGGCUGUAGAUUAGGCUGGAUUGUGGGAUCUAGACAUCUUCUGGACACGUAUUGGAACUUACACGAGGUUUCUAUUCAGUCGACCUGUGGCUUCGCACAAAGCAUCAUUAGUGGAAUUCUCAAUAGAUGGGGCCAGUGCGGUUAUGUGGAUUGGUUAAAGGGCUUGCGCCAAGAAUACACUCUCAAGAGAAAUUGGUGUUUGGACCAUUGUCACAAAUACUUACCUAGUAAAGUAGUAACAGUACCGCCUGUGUCUGCUGGGAUGUUUUUUAUGUUGCAUGUCGAUGCUUCUAAACACCCAGAGUUCCAAACCACUUUUCAAGGUAACAAGGCCCUUCUGGAACGAUACAUAUAUGAAAAGUGCGUAGCCGCUGGUGUGCUUCUUGCUUGUGGGUCGUGGUUUAAGGUGAAGUCACCUACGUCUGGGGUGGAAAAGGUUAAUGAUAACACCACCAUGUCUUUUAGAGGCACUUACGCAUCAGUUCCCCCAGACGCUAUGGUUAAGGGUUUAAGCAUUUUGGGCGAAACGCUGAAGAAAGAAUUUAAGUUGAUAUAG